Molecule: messenger RNA, 1029 nt
Organism: Zootoca vivipara (common lizard)
Lineage: Eukaryota; Metazoa; Chordata; Lepidosauria; Squamata; Lacertidae
Product: tetraspanin-3-like
Cellular component (GO): plasma membrane
Source: RefSeq, a predicted model, not a curated record
AUGACUUACAUGUGGAAGGCUCCAGGUCCAAUGAACCUGGCAUCUCCAGUUACAAAGGAGCAGGGAGCAGAUAUGGGGAAAGUGUCGCACAGCGGUUUACCCCAUAUGUUGGUUGACCUAGUGACUGCAGUUAGCAGUCCAGGAAGUUCGCAGGAUGAACGGAAGAUUGAAAAGAGUGGCAGCAUGCUUUGGCCUUUUACCAGACUGCUUCCAAAAAUGAAGCGGGCACAGCUUAAUCCCAGCUUUAACCCUUCCUUAAUGUGCAUAACAGAGUCCUGGAGCAGAGCCUUAGCUAAAGUUGUGUUGAGCCUCCUUGGCUUCUUUCUCUGGGGAGCUGCUGUGGCUUUAGUCCUCGGUGGUGCGUUUGUAAUCCUCACCUACAGAAGUUACGGAGUCUUCUUUCAGAACAGAUUCUUCCUUGUGCCAGGCUGGCUGGCUAUCGUGGCUGCUCUUCUGCUGGUCCCCACCGGUGCUUUGGCGAUAUGCGCCCCAGUUAAGAACUCUCGCUUUCACCAGGGGACUUUGAUGUACUUGCUGUUGGUCCUUCUCUGCCUAGAGGCAUCUUCAACCGUCAUGACCCACGUUUACUGUGUCAAAGCGCGCCAUCAACUGAAAAACAGCAUGGACCAUUUCUUUUGCCAAUACAACGGAACUGCUCCACAUCACCGUAGCAACAGGGCUGUUGAUGCAAUCCAGAAGCAGCUGAAGUGUUGCGGAAUCGACAACUACACUGACUGGAUGGCGGCGUUGCCAACUCGUCUCCAAGCUGGGCUUGUCUUUACCCCCGAAAGCUGUUGCAAAGAGGCUUAUUUGGACUGCAGGGGUGACGUGAGGCAGCUGGAGAAGCUGUUUAAGGAAGGCUGUCUUCAGAAACUGGAAGGGAGGCUGCAUUUUGUUAUGGGAUAUAUGGCUUGGUGUUGUAUGGUGGUGGUUUGGUUGGAGAUGCUGGCUGCUCUCAGCAAUGGAAUACUUAUGAAGGAACAGCCCUUCCAAGACUUCCAAAUUCUUGAUUCUGCUGCUUUCUCAUAG